AUGGAUGACCUGGAGUCGCUGGAGCUGCUCUCGCUCGUCUCGCGGGUGACGACCGAGCUCCAGAACUACCUGGGCAUUAACGACAAGACGCUGGCGGAAUUCGUGAUUGACCGACAUCUGAAAUGCAAUGGCUCGUUUCCAAAUUUCAAGAAAAGUCUCGAUGAAAUGGGCGCCGAGUUUCCGCAAAGUCUGAUGGACAGUGUUGACCGUUUGGUGCUCACCAUGCACCCCAAGUACAAAGGGAAGAAGCAGGAAAAUGGAGACUCGGGUGGCGGAGGCGACAAUAUUAUGGAUGAGCUGGAUGCUCUGGAGAAGAAGUCUCGCGUGUUCAAGGGGCUUGCUGUUCCAGACAGAGGCCAGCGCUGGGAGGAAGAUGACUACCUGGAUCCCCCAGCCGACAACGAAACCGACGCGCAAGCCGGCGCCAUGGACGACACAUUCGCAAUGCUUGAAGGAUUGGCCGGAAAGGCCAAGGAAGAUAAGCCUCGCGCCUCGCGAGAUGACCACAGUAGCAGGAAACGAAGCCGCAGCCCCGGGUACGAUGACCACGACCGCCGACGACGCCACAGAGACAAAUACCGCUCAAGAUCGCGCAGCGCACACCGACGCAGCAAGAAUGACGAUUACAUUGACGAGUUUGGAAGAUCUAUUGGCAAAUAUGGGGACCGGGAGACCGAUCGCAACGGCCACAACGGCCACAACGACCGCCGCAGACGCCGAGAUCGCGACAGAGAUGAAGACGACGACUUCCGCCGUCCACCCCCUGUCGAGUUGGAUGAUGCGCCAGUUCUUUACAAAAUUUACGAUGGGCAAGUCACGGGUGUGAAAGACUUUGGUGCUUUCGUCAACCUGCGAGGAGUCCGAGGGAAGGUAGAUGGCCUUGUUCAUGUAUCGGCCAUGCAAGAAGGAGCGCGAGUGAAUCAUCCAUCCGAUCUAGUAUCACGCGGCCAGCCGGUCAAGGUCAAGGUUGUCAGCAUGGAAGGUAACCGCAUUGGAUUAUCGAUGAAGGAGGUGGACCAGGUAUCCGGCAUGGACCUUAUCCCACAAAAGCGCCUGGCGUCAGGCGCGAAUAUGGAACGUCUUCAUGGCUCGUCAGGCAACGACAGAUAUGGCAACCUUAGCUCGGAUGUGCCCGUUAUCGAGGGAUCCAAUGGCCGACCGAUGAUGAACCGGAAGCGUAUGACAUCUCCUGAGCGUUGGGAGAUCAGACAGCUCAUUGCAUCCGGUGUUGCGUCUGCGGCGGAUUACCCUGAUCUGGAAGAGGAGUACCACGCCACUCUUAAGGGUGAGGGAACUUUCGAGGAGGAGGAAGAUGUGGAUAUCGAAGUCCGGGAUGAAGAGCCUCCAUUCUUGGCUGGCCAGACGAAGCAAUCACUUGAGCUGUCCCCUAUUCGUGUGGUCAAGGCUCCUGAUGGCUCAAUGAACCGUGCCGCCAUGUCUGGCACCAAUCUCGCAAAAGAGAGACGUGAACUGAAGCAGUCAGAGGCACAGGACAAGGCUGCUGAACGGGCAGCCGAAGUCGAUCUGAAUGCGCAGUGGCAGGAUCCCAUGGUCGCGCCAGAGGAUCGAAAGUUUGCCGCGGAUCUUCGCAAUACCCAACAAAAGCAGGACGAGCCAGUGCCGGAGUGGAAGAGGGUGACCAUGGGCAAGAAUGUGUCUCUCGGCAAGCGGACCGACAUGCCCAUCAAACAACAGCGUGAAAGCUUGCCCGUCUUCAAAUUCCGUAAACAACUCCUCGAUGCCGUCAAGGACAAUCAGUUGAUGAUUGUGGUUGGUGAUACUGGCUCUGGAAAGACCACACAAUUGACCCAGUACCUGGCAGAGGCCGGAUACGGAAACAAUGGUAUCAUUGGCUGCACUCAGCCCCGUCGUGUUGCUGCCAUGUCUGUUGCGAAACGUGUGUCAGAAGAGGUUGGCUGCAGACUGGGUGCCGAGGUUGGAUACACAAUUCGUUUCGAGGAUUGCACCAGUCCUGAGACCAAGAUCAAGUAUAUGACGGACGGAAUGCUUCAGAGAGAGAUUUUGAUGGAUCCUGAUCUCAAGAAGUAUUCCGUAAUUAUGCUUGAUGAAGCGCACGAGCGCACGAUUGCCACUGAUAUUCUGUUUGGAUUGCUGAAGAAGACCAUCAAGCGACGGCCUGAUCUUCGUUUGAUUGUGACUUCCGCCACGCUGGACGCCGAGAAGUUCUCUGAAUACUUCAACGGAUGUCCUAUCUUCUCGAUCCCUGGACGAACAUUCCCUGUCGAGAUCAUGUAUUCGAAAGAGCCUGAAUCUGACUACCUGGAUGCUGCUCUUAUCACUGUGAUGCAGAUUCACUUGACAGAGGCGGGUGGUGAUAUCCUGGUCUUCCUCACGGGACAAGAAGAGAUCGAUACGGCGUGCGAGAUUUUGUACGAGCGGAUGAAAGCUUUAGGGCCAACAGUGCCCGAGCUGGUCAUUCUUCCCGUCUACUCUGCGCUUCCCAGUGAGAUGCAGAGUCGAAUCUUCGAGCCAGCCCCGCCUGGAGGCCGAAAGGUUAUCAUUGCUACCAACAUCGCUGAGACCUCCAUUACCAUUGAUAAUAUUUACUACGUCAUCGAUCCCGGUUUCGUGAAGCAGAAUGCGUACGAUCCCAAGCUUGGCAUGGACUCUCUCGUGGUCACGCCCAUUUCUCAAGCACAGGCUAAGCAACGAGCUGGCCGUGCCGGCCGAACAGGACCCGGCAAAUGUUUCCGACUAUACACCGAGGCAGCUUAUCAGUCUGAAAUGCUUCCUACCACUAUCCCCGAAAUUCAGCGGCAAAAUCUUUCACAUACCAUUCUCAUGCUUAAAGCGAUGGGUAUUAACGACCUCCUUCAUUUCGACUUCAUGGACCCCCCACCUACCAAUACAAUGUUGACUGCUCUUGAGGAGCUGUACGCUCUGUCAGCUCUGGACGAUGAAGGUCUCUUGACUCGCCUUGGUCGUAAGAUGGCCGAUUUCCCCAUGGAGCCCGCUCUUGCCAAGGUUCUCAUCGCAUCCGUUGAUAUGGGAUGCUCCGACGAGAUUCUCAGCAUUGUCGCCAUGCUUUCCAUUCAGUCGGUCUUCUACCGCCCCAAGGAGAAGCAGCAACAGGCCGAUCAGAAGAAAGCCAAGUUCCAUGAUCCUCAUGGUGAUCAUCUCACCUUGCUGAAUGUUUAUAAUGGCUGGAAGAACUCCAAGUUCAACAAUGCCUGGUGCUUCGAGAACUUCAUCCAAGCUCGGCAGAUCCGCCGUGCUCAAGAUGUGCGCCAGCAGCUUCUCGGAAUUAUGAACCGUUACCGUCACAAGAUCGUCUCCUGUGGACGGAACACUACCAUGGUACGACAGGCACUUUGCACUGGCUUCUUCCGGAAUGCGGCUCGCAAGGAUCCCCAAGAAGGAUACAAGACUCUCGUUGAAGGCACCCCAGUGUAUAUGCAUCCAAGCUCUGCGCUCUUCGGCAAGCCCUCCGAGCAUGUCAUCUAUCACACUUUGGUCCUCACCACCAAGGAGUACAUGCAUUGCACGACCUCCAUUGAGCCAAAAUGGCUUGUCGAGGCGGCACCGACCUUCUUCAAGGUCGCGCCCACGGAUCGCUUGUCGAAGCGCAAGAAAGCCGAGCGCAUCCAGCCUUUGCAUAAUCGGUUCGCUGGCGAGGACGAUUGGCGUCUCUCUGCCCAACGGAGACAAGGCAGAGGUGGUGGCGGUGGAACUUGGGGUUAA
Penicillium cataractarum is the source of this 3702-nucleotide messenger RNA. RefSeq lists its product as uncharacterized. NCBI's taxonomy places the organism in Eukaryota, Fungi, Ascomycota, Eurotiomycetes, Eurotiales, Aspergillaceae. The transcript has a single exon. The coding region runs from base 1 to 3702 and encodes 1233 amino acids. The record is from RefSeq and is a predicted model, not a curated record. Gene Ontology annotation, cellular component: intracellular anatomical structure; catalytic step 2 spliceosome. Gene Ontology annotation, molecular function: RNA binding; ATP binding. Gene Ontology annotation, biological process: spliceosomal complex disassembly.